Molecule: messenger RNA, 1715 nt
Organism: Sinocyclocheilus anshuiensis
Lineage: Eukaryota; Metazoa; Chordata; Actinopteri; Cypriniformes; Cyprinidae
Product: zinc finger protein ZPR1-like
Exons: 13
Coding region: 153-1478 (441 amino acids)
Cellular component (GO): nucleus
Molecular function (GO): zinc ion binding
Source: RefSeq, a predicted model, not a curated record
CCCGGUGAUGAUACAAGCGGACAUGAGGAUAUUACACAAAAACGUGCGAAAGCUGCUGGAAACUUCUAGCAAAACGCCACUCAUUAAUAUCUAACCACUUCUACCAGUAAUCCAGAGAGUGGAAAUAGUUUUACCCUACAGUGCCUGGCAGGAUGUCAGUUAUUGAGGAGGAACGAGUCCGCGGUGGUGUUUUUAAGGACAUUAAUCCAGAAGAUGAAGAUCAGCAACCUACAGUGAUCGAGAGUUUGUGCAUGAACUGUUAUGAAAAUGGAAGUACACGUCUACUGCUUACUAAGAUCCCUUUCUUCAAAGAAAUCAUCAUCAGCUCUUUCACAUGUCCACACUGUAACUGGACCAACACAGAAAUCCAGUCUGCUGGUCGGAUACAAGAGCAGGGUGUGCUGUACACCUUACAGGUGAAGACCAAAGAGGACAUGAACCGAGAGGUUGUGAAGUCUGACAGCGCAUCCACCAGAAUUCCACAACUUGAUUUUGAAAUUCCUGCUUUCACACAGAAGGGCUCUUUGUCAACAAUCGAGGGCCUUCUGGACAGAGCAGUGGCGGGGUUAGAACAAGACCAACCUAUUAGAAAGGCAACGGAUCCAGCUGUAGCUGAAAAAAUAGAGGAAUUCAUCGAGAGGUUGAAAAAACUUAAAGAAGUAGAAGAGGAAUUCACAUUAAUUAUCGAUGAUCCAUCAGGGAACAGUUUUAUUGAGAACCCAUCUGCGCCUCAGAAAGACACGGCUCUCACUGUCACGCAUUACAAAAGGACGCCUGAACACAACGCUGUGCUAGGAAUAGAGACAGAGGAAGAAGAAGAUGACAAAAAGCCUGUCAAUGAUCUAGACACAAUGAGAAAUGAGGUAUUAGUGUUCAACACAAACUGCCCAGAAUGCAACGCCCCGGCCAAUACAAACAUGAAGCUUGUUCAAAUUCCACACUUUAAAGAGGUCAUUAUAAUGGCCACUAAUUGUGACAGCUGCAGACAUCGCACCAAUGAGGUGAAAUCAGGAGGAGCCACAGAAGAGCUGGGAACCCGAAUAACACUCCACUUAACCGACCCUUCAGAUAUGUCCAGAGACCUGCUGAAGUCAGAGACAUGUAGCGUGUUGAUUCCUGAGCUGGAGUUUGAGUUGGGGAUGGCGGCUCUUGGAGGGAAGUUCACUACACUGGAAGGACUUCUCAAGGACAUCAAAGACCUAAUUGUUUCGAAAAACCCCUUCAUGUGUGGAGACAGCUCUACAGCAGAUAGAGCCGAGAAACUGGAGCUCUUUGGGCAAAAGAUUGACAAGAUAAUAGCAGGGGAAAUGGAUGUGCACAUUAUCCUGGAUGAUCCUGCUGGAAAUAGUUAUCUUCAGAAUGUUUAUGCGCCAGAUCCAGAUCCAGAAAUGAAGAUCGAGAAGUACACCAGGACCUUUGAGCAGAAUGAAGACUUGGGGCUGAAUGACAUGAAAACAGAAGGGUACGCAGAGAAAUAGGCUUAAAGUCAGAGAAAAAUGGAGAUUAUAUGUAAUUACAUGCCCAAUUCUGUCAAAGCCGUUAUAUAACAUUAUUUAAAUCACUUUUACAUUUAUUGUAAUAUCUCAUGUAAUUACCACUUCUGAAAACCAUAAUGUCUUUUAAAGGCAGCGUUAUGAUUUGAAGAGGGGAAAACAUUAUUUUGGCUUGAAUAAGUGCAAGGCGCUGAAUUUUCCUUGCUGUCUAUAACAUAAAUU